UGUGCCGUGUGUGGUGCUGUGGUCCGUGGUGUGAGUACCGAGCUAACCGAGCAACAUUUCUUUCGGAGCAUCGUGCGCGAGCGUAUCUGUUGGAUCUUGUUGGCCGUUAUCGUGCCGAAUCGCGACUGUGGGAGAGUCCGAGUCCUUCAGUCGUGGUAAUUCUCUUAAUUGAGAAUCGCAUCGAGUCGAUACCGGUGGCUCAACUCCUGAAUCCCUGAUUCUCGAAUCUCGGCGCAAGCGAGGAGCUGAGAUCAGUGAGGUCUGAGGACGCGCGAGCACCUGACGAGAAUCAAGCGAGUGCCAGAGCCGGAGCCUUCUCGUGUCAGUCCGGUCAGUCGUGUCACCGAGGCCGGAGGCCGAAGGCGAGGAAGUGUCGAUUGUCGAUUCGCUGCCGAAACUGCCCAACAGCCAUGGCUGCGAUGUCCGUGAUCGGGAUCGACUUUGGAAACGAGAGCUGUUACGUGGCUGUGGCCCGCGCGGGUGGCAUCGAGACUAUAGCCAACGACUACAGUCUUCGCAGUACUCCGUCAUGCGUGGCAUUUAGUGGAAAAAACCGAAUACUCGGAGUAGCAGCUAAGAACCAAAUGGUGACCAAUUUGAAGAACACUAUCCAUGGUUUUAAAAGAUUAUUAGGUAGGAAAUACAAUGAUCCACAAGUUCAAUACGAGUUGCGGUUUCUUCCAUAUAAAAUAACUCCGCAAGCUGAUGGAAGCAUCAAUAUACACGUACAAUAUCUAGGAGAAGAACAUGUCUUUUCACCGGAGCAAAUUACCGCUAUGCUCUUUACAAAAUUGAAAGAGAUUUCUGAAACAGCGCUACAAACUGCUGUUAAUGAUUGUGUCAUAUCAAUUCCUUCAUAUUCUACUCAAGCUGAACGUCAAGCUCUGCUUGACGCUGCUAGAAUUGCAGGCCUUAAUGUUCUAAGAUUAUUUAACGAGACCACUGCUACUGCUCUUUGUUAUGGUAUUUAUAAGCAAGAUUUGCCAGCACCAGAGGCACCUCCUAGAAACAUUGUUUUUGUGGAUUGCGGUAACGCCAGCUUGCAAGUGAGCGUUUGUGCCUUUCAUAAAGGUAAACUUAAGAUGUUGGCGAGUACUGCUGAUAAUUUUGAACGUGUUGAGAAAACACUUAAGCGUUGUUUGUCAGAUUCGAAAUUGAAGCUAGAGGAAAUUCAUGCGGUUGAGUUGGCGGGAGGAUCAAGUCGCGUUCCUGCUAUCAAGCGUUUAGUAGAGGAAGUCUUUGGUCGACCGGUAUCGACAACACUGAAUCAAGACGAGGCAGUCGCUCGUGGUUGCGCGUUACAGUGUGCUAUGCUCAGCCCUGCCGUGCGUGUCCGUGAAUUUUCUGUUACGGAUAUACAACCAUACCCUUUGAAAUUGACGUGGGAUGCUACUCAAGGCGAGGAAGGCGAAAUGGAAGUAUUUGGACAUAAUCAUCCUGUGCCGUUCUCAAAAAUGUUGACGUUUUAUCGUUCGAGUCCGUUCACGCUAACUGCUAGUUACAGUGUACCGCCUCCGUGUUAUCCGCAAACAUAUAUUGGAACGUUCACGAUAAAGAACGUAAAGCCUACUCCUGAAGGUGAAUCAGCAAAAGUCAAGGUAAAGGUAAGAGUGAAUUUAAACGGCAUUUUAACCAUUGCGUCGGCUUCGCUUAUCGAAAAACGUGAGCCGACUCAACAAGAGAAGGAAGAAGAAGAGGCUCAACAACAGCAGCAGCAGCAACAACAACCACAACAACAGAAUAGUAUGGAUGUCGAAUCACAAGCGACAGAUAAAAAAGAUAAAUCUGAUCAAGAUGCACAGGCUAACGAACCACCAGCUCCAGAGGUGAGCAUGGAUAAGACACGACGGAACUCAGAUGCUGAUGAUGGUGGAAAAGGUGCUGGGGGUUCUGCCCCUUCCUACUCCUCCAGGAUUCUCUCUUGGUUCAGCUCGGGGGAUGAUAAAGGCGACGAUAAAAGUAAAAAAAAGAUUCCCAUUCGUACAAUCGAUUUACCUAUUGAAGCUAAUGUUUGCGGACUAUCUCCGCGAGAUCUCGAUGCCGCAGUAGAAAAAGAGGGCAAAAUGGUUGCUGAAGAUAAACAGGAAAAAGAGCGAGUUGACGCGCGUAAUGCCUUGGAAGAAUAUGUUUAUGACCUGCGCGCUAAAUUGUCCGAAGAGGAUCAAUUAGCUACAUUCAUCACAGAAACGGAUAAAGAAGCGCUAUGUCGUAUAUUAGAUGAUACCGAAAAUUGGCUCUAUGAAGAAGGAGAAGAUUGUCAACGACAGAUUUACUCGGAGCGAUUGACGCGCUUGAAGUCUCAAGGGGAACCAAUAAAGGAAAGGAGAUCAGAAUUUGAAGGGAGAUCUUACGCAUUAGAAGAAUUAGGAGUGGCAUUACAACUGGCUAAGAAAAGUUUGGAUCAAAUAAAAAUGUCAAAUGGAAAGGAUGACAAAUAUUCUCAUUUAACAGAGGAAGAAGUGAAAACAGUUGAGAAAACUGUGCAAGAGAAAUGGACAUGGUUGGAAGAGAAACGUAUUCUACUUGCGAGUACACUUCGCACGCAACAACCACCAGUUACUGUAGCGCAGAUUCGAGCUGAGAAACAAGCAUUGGACAGUGUGGUACUACCUAUUCUCAAUAAGCCUAAACCUAAAGUAGAACCGCCCAAGGAGGAAAAACCAAAAGACAAGCCUACUGAUGAACAGAAAAAUAACCAAAAUCAAAAUGCCCAAGGUAACAAUCACAGUCAAUCCAAUCAACAACAGCAGCAGCAGCAGCAAACAGAGGGAGAAAAAAUGGAUGUUGAGUAACGGUCACCGCAACUUAUGCGUUUUUAAUAAUAUUAAAUCUACCAUAAUUGAAAUAAGAAAUAUUUCAUUUGGAUAAAUCGUGUUUAUUAUGUCUCGAAAGCGCCUGACAUGUGGUUUGAUUGCACAUACUAUUGUCGUUUAUUCCGUUUCUUUUGUUUUUUUCUUUUUUCUCUGUAACAUCUAUCAAUCUGGUAAAUUAAUCUAUUUAAUGGUAUACAUAUAUAAAAUCAUGAGCGUAAGCCUAUCGCGCAAAACCGAAAGAAAUAAUAUAAAUUUGUGAAACUUGGAAUAUGCGAAAGAAAUAAUCUUUUAGUUAAAAGCAGCUUGUUAUGGCAUUCAUGAUAUAUAUUGCAAAUGAAUUAUAAUCUGGAUAAAUUAGAGAAGCACGAUCGCCUCGAACUAUGGAAGUUUUUUUAUAUAGACUAAAGGUUUUUUUUUCUUUUCAACUUUUUAGUAAUCUUUUAAAUGCACAUAACUGAAUUACACAGAAUAGAUGUUUAAAAAGGAUUUCGAAAACUAUUGCCAGUAGAAAGAAUUAAUAUGUUGCGACUUUUAAUGUAUAAAGUGAGUGCUAAGUUAGAUCUAAUUGAUAAAAUUAAAUUGUGAACUAGAUAAUGUCGCUGGCGAUCUUAUGUAUUUAAUAAUACAAUUGUUCAUUCCAACAUUUUCUCACAGCCGACAGCAAAUACUGUCAAAUUUUUUUGUUGCAUUUAAGAUACUUGAAAAAAUUAAUAUUUCACUAUUUGAAAUUGUGCUAAAUCUGUUUUAAUUUUGGGAAUAACAUCUAUAAAGAUGUUACAAGAAUUUAUUGCAAUUUCUUUUUCUUUUUCUUUCUUUUUUUUUUUUUUUUUAGUUUCAAUUGGACUUGAGUCAUUGUUUUUAGUGCAAAAGUCACUUUCUAGAGAAUUGUAAUUCAACUAGAUAUAUCGUUGUACAUAACUUGUAGGCAUCUACACAAUGACAUAGUAUAUUUCUUUAUCUCUCAUGAUAUUUAUAUUUCUAUAUUACUUCGCGGCACGUAGAAAAUUCAUUGUAGCGAAGAUUUAGUUGUUCCUAGAAUAUGCAAGAUAGGCGGUCCAUAUUUCAUUUUUACGCCUAACUUUGUUCCCAGUUCCCACGUCGCUUUUAGCAACUAAGAGUCGCAAAUUAUUACAUAUGUAUAGUAUACUUACUAUUAGGAAGAUGUAAAAAAUGUGAGUGUUAAAAAUACUUGGCUUUUUUGAAUCAUAAAAGUUUUCACCACA
This is a messenger RNA of Temnothorax curvispinosus, 4036 nucleotides long. It is a transcript of the gene Hsc70Cb, whose product is annotated as 97 kDa heat shock protein. The transcript has 13 exons. Gene Ontology annotation, molecular function: ATP binding; ATP-dependent protein folding chaperone. The coding region runs from base 411 to 2792 and encodes 793 amino acids. Gene Ontology annotation, cellular component: cytosol; nucleus. NCBI's taxonomy places the organism in Eukaryota, Metazoa, Arthropoda, Insecta, Hymenoptera, Formicidae. The record is from RefSeq and is a predicted model, not a curated record. Gene Ontology annotation, biological process: protein folding.